Anopheles merus is the source of this 4842-nucleotide messenger RNA. RefSeq names its product embryonic polarity protein dorsal (gene dl). Gene Ontology annotation, biological process: non-canonical NF-kappaB signal transduction; regulation of DNA-templated transcription; inflammatory response. Lineage: Eukaryota; Metazoa; Arthropoda; Insecta; Diptera; Culicidae. Gene Ontology annotation, cellular component: cytoplasm. The transcript is spliced from 8 exons. The record is from RefSeq and is a predicted model, not a curated record. The coding region runs from base 1806 to 4715 and encodes 969 amino acids. Gene Ontology annotation, molecular function: DNA-binding transcription factor activity; DNA binding.
GAUGAUGAUGAUGGGUGCGGAAUUGGCGGUGCGGACCAUCGAGCCGCGGAUAUACACACGGCCAGUAGUGUAGUGGCUGUGACUGUGUGUGACAGUAGUGACUGCAACACAUUCGCGCUCCGCCGUGGACGAACAUCAGCAUCCAACACAGCACGAUAGAAGUACUAAUACUACUACGUUUGCUACUAGCGCUGUGUUAGUAAGCAGCAGUAAGCCACAAGACAACUACGGCUAAACGGCACGUAGUGGUGCCCCAAUACACAGCGGCCCCUUCAUUCGCGAACGGGUAGAAACGCGCCGUCGUCGUCUCCCGACACCUCAGUAAGGGUUUUUUGUUGUGUGUGCUCCUACUCUGUUUAUAUUUUCCCAGUGUGCCAGUGUGUGCGUUAGUUUUUCCGAGCACGCUUUUCCCGAACACCGGUACGGGGCGCGAUCUCAGGACACACAACAGUUUCCCGUACCGUUGAGCGACGGCGGCCUUGCCAGAAGGUUUGCAAACGUCCACCCGAUAGGAUCUCGAUCUCGCUUGGUCGCAGGCAAACAACGGAGGAGCCCUAACGAAGGGAAGGUUUUAUCAACUGUCAAAGAGAGCUACCAGAGAGCAGUGUGUAUGUGCGCGCAUAUUGUGCUGGAAAGACGUCAAGAAAGUGUUAACAAACCAGUGGUAAUGUGAUAAGUGUGUACGUUGUUUUAUGAGCGUUCAGUGUGAAAGUUUUGAUUUCCGUGAUUUUACACCAGAAAAUUACAGACACAAAACAGCAAAGGAAAAAAAAGCCAUCCGAUCGCGAUCGAAAAAGCUCGCUUUGUGGGGUGAUUUCGAGUAACGGCGUCAUUUUACAGUUGUCAUAUUUAACCAACAAAACCAACAACAAAAAAAACAUUAAAAACAUUUAGCGACAUUGAUUAACCCGAGCACAACACAGAGACGAAGGUCAGUUAGUGCCUUUGCAGUUAAGAACGAAGUUGGAGCCGGAAGCGGCAAACAGUGGUCGGCUCGGGGCUCGGUUUUUUAUUUUUUUAACUGGCCGGUCGGUUGACUUCUCAAGUGUGUAGGAGAUCUGCUUACGGAUCAGUGCGUUUUAUUCUUGGACACGAUACAUCCACAGCGGGUGUUAUCAAGUUUGAGUGCGUGUGUUUUAAGUGCAUGUGUUUUUGUGUGUGUUUGUGUGUGAUUGUGUGUUUUAAGCUGCAGCUGCUAAUAGGAAGCUAUUAUACAUUUUAUCAAAUCCAGUACAGCAGAACGCAUUUGUUGAAGAGUUAAAGACUUAGUUUGUGUACACCAUUUGGAUGUUGUAAGGCGUUAGUGAUCUAGUUUAUUGUAUUGUUUGUCAUCGCAUCUACAAGAUGAUGAUCAAUGAUGUUGUGGUACAAGUAAAAGCGUAAUACAUUAGUACCAACAGUAACUAUAACAUUUUAAAGUUUGGACGUGAGCAUAUUGAAGAAGCAUAAACUUUAGAGCUUAAUGGCGGAGUAGGGCGUACUACACAUCAGCAACAUUUAAUUGAAGCAAUUAUUACUACCGUGUGCCAUUCCUCCGUAUUUGUGCUGAUUACCCGACCACCUCUGGUCAAGUGUUUCUGUGUGUGUGUGUGUUUGUGUUGUCCACAGUGCGCGAGUGCAUUCACGUGCCCAGCUGCACGACUUCACUUCACUUCAAGACGAACGUGGUUCGGCAUCGUCGGCUCACGCAGCUUGUCGGUGGGAGUGAACAUUUGACUAAACCACAAACACAUCUUGGCAGCAAAACAGUGCAUCAGCAUCAAAAUACUAUAGCAGCCAUAUACUAUUCACACCACACAACAGCAAUGGCGGGUUAUGUCAACGGUGCAGCAGGAAUAGACCUGUUAGAUGAUAUUAAUGCAGCAUUUCUACCAAUAGAGGGCAUUCUAGGAGAAAGUGACCUGUUGGAUGAUAUUAUUCACGUAAUCGGUAAAGAUAUACGCGAAGAGAUGCCCCCAGUACCCAACCAGCGACCGUACGUGGAGAUCACGGAGCAGCCGCACCCGAAGGCGCUCCGGUUUCGCUAUGAGUGCGAAGGCCGCUCGGCCGGUUCGAUCCCGGGCGUCAACACCACGGCCGAACACAAAACGUUCCCGAGCAUACAGGUGCACGGGUAUCGGGGUCGGGCAGUGGUCGUUGUGUCCUGUGUCACCAAGGAAGGUCCCGAGCAUAAGCCCCAUCCGCACAAUCUGGUCGGAAAGGAGGGCUGCAAGAAGGGUGUCUGUACGGUGGAGAUCAACAGCACGACGAUGAGCUACACGUUUAACAAUUUGGGCAUUCAGUGCGUCAAGAAGAAGGACGUCGAGGAGGCGCUCCGACUGCGCCAGGAAAUUCGGGUCGAUCCAUUCAGAACUGGAUUCGGUCACGCGAAGGAGCCCGGCUCGAUCGACCUCAACGCUGUCCGACUGUGCUUCCAGGUGUUUCUCGAGGGUCAGCAGCGGGGCCGCUUUACCGAGCCGCUCACGCCGGUCGUGUCGGACAUCAUCUACGACAAGAAGGCGAUGUCGGAUCUGAUCAUCUGCCGGCUGAGUGACUGUACCGCCCCGGUGUCCGGUGGCAAGGAGAUCAUUCUGCUGUGCGAGAAGGUGGUGAAGGAGGACAUUAAGGUGCGCUUUUUCGAGAAGAAGGGCAACACGAUGGUGUGGGAGAACUAUGCGGAAUUUUCGCACACUGACGUGCACAAACAGGUGGCAAUCAGCUUCCGGACGCCACCGUACAGAACGAUCGACAUCAGUGAUCCGGUGCGGGUCUUCGUACAGCUGGAACGCCCGUCGGACAACACCUACUCGGAGGCGCGUGACUUCCAGUUCAUCCCGCUAGACACAGGUAGGCGUCGGUUUUCGGCACUGCACCGUGAACUCAUGAAAAAUCCUAGCUCCGACACGCCCGAGAACCAGCUGUUCAAGCGCAUCCUGCUCGAGGGCUCGAACCGGUCGGCCCUGGAGCAGCAGAUGAAGCCGGCCAAUGGGUUCGCGCCCCAGCGCACCGAGCAGGUGGAGGUGAUCGUGCUCGACACACCGAACGUGGAGGACAAACCGUUCGUGGCGGAGGCGGUCACGAGCGAUCAGAAAACGACCGAAUGGAUACAACGAAACGAAUUCAACGACGGUGGUUCGGGCUCGGGCGAUGACAAUCAGAUGGUCACCGGUGACACGAACAACAACGUUUUUCAGCCCAAUUCGUUCGAUCUGCCCGAUGGCACGAACAACCAAGUAGAUGAAAAUGCCAACGGAAUGGUCCCUGUUGCUCCUGCUGCUGCUGCUGCUGCUGCUACUGGUUCUGCCGCCGUUCCGGAUGACGAUCAGACACUGAAGGAACUGUUGGAACAGGUGGCCGAACUGGACGAGAUCUACACGGAUCAUCAGCUGCGCCGGGAGAACCUAAUGUUGGAGCAGGAGCUGAAGCAGCUCGAGCAAACCGUCCCCGUCCAGCUCGGCUCGCCCGGUGGCCAACCGAUGGACAUUGACGAGGUAUUUGACGAUGCGGCGACCUACACCAGCCUUCAGCGUGCGUUCAAGAACCCGCUCUCGAUCACGCUCGGUCCACCGAUUCCACCACGCCCCGAGCACGCCAAGCUGGACGCGGGCGUGUACGAUGCGGUCGAACCACUGCACGUGCCCACGAUCGACGUGACCUCGCUGAAGCGUGAUUCGCAGGAGCUGGAAAAGCUACCACCGCUGCCACCGAAGCGUGCCAAACCGAGCGUACAGAACAAGGAAAACAACGCGCUCGAUGCGAACGACGAGGUGCUGCUGAACACGAUCAUUCGCAAGGGUUCGAUGCGCAGUCUGGCCCCGCGGCCCCAGUCCGAUCAGAUCAUCAUCAUGAAAACUCCCGACAGUCCGCUCAACAAGAAGCUUCCCCCGACGCCACCUACUUCCCCGACGAAGUCGUCCUCGGGUGGCAAUGGGGCGAGUGAUUGUAACACGCUGCCGAAGAAUGGUGCCAAGAAGCCGGGCUUUUUCUCGAAGCUUUUCUCGCGCAAGAAGAGCAAAUCCGACCUGACCGCUAGCACCAACACGCUGAACCGCAAAAACACACCGGGUGGUUCGAAGGAACCGAGCCUUUGCGUGGACUUGGAGGCCAAGGAGGGUCAGUCGACGCAUCGUAAGGGUUCGCUGCGUGAUGCUUCUGGGGAGAAGCGCAAAACGGGCAAACCGGUCGCGCGCAGUGUCAGUAGCGUCAGCGCGAGACGACCCGCUUCGGAUGCGAACUGUCCGGACUAUAUCUACAUCCCGCUGAAGGGCGACGGGCCGACGGGUGGCAUGCAGUCGCGCAACGGUGGCAGCGGUACGCACCUGUCGCUCCCGGGCAAUGAUUCGUACGAGCGGGCCAGUACGGCUUCGCUGCCACCGCUCGACCGUAAAGCGGUCAGUGCGCUGCAGCUGGAUGUGCCGAUACAGGACGGAAAUCUCGAGCUGGUCGCGAUCGCGGACGCUCGCAGCAUAAAGAAUCUGGUCGAGGGUAACUACGGGGUGCAGCUAGACCCGAACGUCGAUCUGACCGAGGCGGAACACUUUGCGCUGUACACGUCGAUCGCACCGAACGCGGCACUGAGCGAGUUUGACGAAACGUCCUGCUACUACGCGCCGGUUGAGCCGAAUCCACUCGCCAGCAGUUCCCAACAGUAUCCACUGAACCAGCAGCAGCAGCAGCAGCAGCAGCAGUUCCAGCAGAGCCAACUCACGCGGAUGGUCACCGAUAGCGAUGUUUGAGAGGAGCUGAACCAUUUUAUUUUUGAUCCCCUUUUAUGGCCAGAGCUACUCCAGAGCAAUGAUUUCUUAUGCAUAUCAUAGAGCAAUUGAAACUCAUCCUGUCCAGGACACAAUGAUACUAAUGUAA